GUCUCAUUGUUGACACCAAGGCGAUUGUGCAAUUUUCCGAAGAACCUCUCUGUCAAGCGCUAAGGUUGAAGUAUUUAGCGUCCACUAAGGCUCGUUCCGCCGGAAGGCGGGGGGAGGGUAGUGUAAAUAUCUGAGUCUUACAUAUAAGUGUUCAUGAAGUCUGGAGUACCAUUCAUCAUUAGGAUUCUGGAGUGUUUACAGUAAAGAUGUUUUACAAAUUAAUAUGCGUGUGUUUGGUAGCGAGGUGCGUUCAGGCGGCGCCGGCACAGGGCGACACGCCACCGGAAAAGCAGCAGCCGACAGUGAUCCCAAUUGUUUCGCAAUCAGACGAAUUGGAGCCAAAUGGCACUUACAAAUUUAGCUAUGAAACUGGCAAUGGGAUCAAACGUGAAGAAACGUCGUACGAUAAGGUUUUACCAAAGUCGGACAGGAAAGGAAAGUCGGACAGCAGCAAUGAAGGAGGCGAGAGUGACAGUGAUGAGAGCAAUGAGAUCCACGUGCAACAGGGAUCAUACUCGUAUACAGCCCCCGAUGGCACGCUCAUUUCUGUGAGAUACAUCGCUGACGAAAAUGGUUUCCGACCCAUCGGUGACCAUAUACCCAGAGUUCCUUCUCCGAGCUCCGACAGCUCUAGCGAAAAACAAUCGGCAGAUAGCGCUAGUUCCGGAUCUGCACCAGAGCCGUCGAAAUCUGAACCACAAGCACGCGACACUCAACCAUCGGAACGUGCCCCUGAGACUCCUGAAACGCCUGAAAACCCUUCAGACAGUGCCACGACUGAUUCCAAUAAACCAGCACCAUCAGAAGAAUCAUCCACUCCCUCACCGUCUUCAUCAGCAGCUAACGACGCUGCUUCGACUACAAAUUCUGCUGAGCCGUCUUCGACUACUGCUCCUGAAGUACAAUCAACUACAAAUUCAGAAUCUUCAACAGCAGCACCGGAAAGUUCUAGUGCUGAUAUAACACCAAGUGAAGUUGACGCUUCUUCAACACCCGUAUCUGACGCAUUAUCAACAGAGUCAUCAUCUGAAGCUGCAUCAACUGCCAAUGCUGCUACCACCCCUGUAUCUGAAGAAUCAUCAUCUCCUGCUGAAUCAAGCGCCAUAGACGCUUCAACGACUGAAGCCGCGAAUACCACCCCUGCUGUUUAAGUUUACUUGACUUGAUUGGAUUAAGCUUUAAUAUGACUAGGGUAAAAUAAUAAAAUUGUGCCAUCUUCUAAUUACCUGUAAUCUUAUAGGCUCUAUUUGGAAUUAUCUUUAAUGCCAAGUAAUUAUAUCUGUAAGGUCUUUUCGACUUGAGCCUAUACAUUUCUUUAUAAUUUUCAAUCAAAACUGCUUCUUUAAUUUUAAUGUUUAUAACUGCUUUUUAAUGGGCAAUAGAGUACUAUCUUAUAUAAGUUAUUUUAUAAACAAUAAAAAGGCAAUGUGAUAUUUACUAUUGAAAUUGGUAUAAUAAUUAUAUUGAAAUUUUAUAAAUUAUAUACUUAACUACCUUACAGUUGUUUUAAAACUUAACAAGAAAAGAUAAUAGAUUACUUAGGUAGGUAUGUAUUAUUUCUUGUCUUUGUUCGUUUACAUUAAAACUUGAAUUUCUAAACUGCUGAAUAAUAAGAUUUAAUACGUACUGGUAAUUGUUUAAACUAAAAUUUAUUUUCUAUUCUGAACGAAUACCAUUCUAGAACUAACACUAAAUCAAGAAAAAAUGUUAUUUGGUAUUUGUUAGAAAUAGAAAAAAAUUGAGUAAAAACAAACACAUUUUGUUGUUAUGAGAUUGGAGUUAAUCAGUGCCUGUAGGCAUCUAGCAUGACGAUUGACCUAAAGACGACCGUUAUCUAUCUGUAGUCAGAUUAGACGUAAGCAGUCUAGCAGAUUCUCAUGUUGUUUCCAUAUAUUGAAAAUAAUAGAUGAUGAAAAUACUCGUAACCGUAUAUAAAACCCAGAUUAUUUUAAAAAAUAAGGGCAUUCGUCUUCAAUGAUGAUAUAUGUGUAUAGACAACCAAGGAUAAAAUCGUGCGACGACGUGGAGAAGAAAAGUGGACCCUGGGUUCUAAAGCUUAUCGACUGAAGAUGGAAACAUGGUACAAAUUGCCGGCCAGCACUUGUUUACCACACUUGUCCUAUAUAUUACUUAAUAAUAUUGACUUAAUAAUACGCUACUUUAAAUAAAAAGGGUUCGUGCUAAAUCCCGUUAAUAUAAUAUGUUAGUUAUAAAAAGUAAGGUAAACUAGGUUUGAAUUUACAUAUUACCUAGUAUGAUAUGAGAUAUGCAAGUCUAACCCCCUUCGACCUUUGGUUGUAUUUUUACUCAUUAUUUGAGACUAUGUUGUUCGUCUUCAUUCCAUGUUAAAAUAAUAAACAUCAUAGAAUAAAAUCGAUGAAUUUAUACAAAUAAAUAUAUUACGACAAAUCACACAGAUUGAGCUAGCCCCAAAGUAAGUUCGAGACUUGUGUUAUGGGAUACUAACUCAACGAUACUAUAUUUUAUAACAAAUACAUAUAUAGAUAAACAUCCAAGACCCGGGCCAAAUGGGGGGUGAAUAUUGAUUGAAGUACCAAAGUAAAUUUUUAACAAGAAUUAAAAUCCAUAUUUGGUCCAAAUUAAAUAUGCCAAGUAAACAUCGCAGUUAAGUUCACAAUAAUAAACUACCUAAUACUGUCGUUCUUAAUAACGAGUCAAAAUAGGCGUAAAAUGCAAAAACCUUUUUGUAAUACUUACAGGUAAUUAGAAAUUAGAAUUAUUAAAAUUAAUCUAUAAUUAAUAUUCGUUGUCAGUUUUAGUUUCAUGAUACUGUUGUGUGCAAGAACAAUGAUCCAUUAAACUUUCUGUCAGAGUUGGAGUAGUAGCGUAUUGACUGUCAAAUGAUUUAUUUAUUUAUGCAGUUAUACAUUUUUUCCUUACACAAUAUAAUAGCUGUUCUCAUUUUA
Plodia interpunctella (Indianmeal moth) is the source of this 2927-nucleotide messenger RNA. RefSeq lists its product as uncharacterized. Gene Ontology annotation, cellular component: chitin-based extracellular matrix. The transcript is spliced from 3 exons. The record is from RefSeq and is a predicted model, not a curated record. The coding region runs from base 207 to 1151 and encodes 314 amino acids. Lineage: Eukaryota; Metazoa; Arthropoda; Insecta; Lepidoptera; Pyralidae. Gene Ontology annotation, molecular function: structural constituent of chitin-based larval cuticle.